Molecule: messenger RNA, 1568 nt
Organism: Emiliania huxleyi CCMP1516
Lineage: Eukaryota; Haptophyta; Isochrysidales; Noelaerhabdaceae
Product: putative methylenetetrahydrofolate dehydrogenase
Exons: 9
Coding region: 26-1303 (425 amino acids)
Molecular function (GO): formate-tetrahydrofolate ligase activity; ATP binding
Source: RefSeq, a predicted model, not a curated record
GGAGGCCCACAGCACGACAGCAGCCAUGCAGCGGCAGCUCGUCGCGGCUGGCGUGGCCGUAACCGGCGUGGCUGCAGCGCUGGCCCUCCGCCGGCUCGUGGUUGCGCGCCGCGCCGCCGCGCUGCUCAACAAGCUGCAGCUGAAGACUCCGGUGCCGCCAGACGUGGAGAUCUCGCAGGCCGUCAAGCUCACGCCAAUCAAGGAGCUGUUCGACCGCAAGUUUGGCCUGCGCGAGGGCGAGCUCUUUGCGCACGGGACGUACAAGGGCAAGCUCUCGCUCUCUGUCUAUGAGCGGCUCAAGCACCAGCCGGACGGCAACUACGUCGUCGUCUGCGGCAUCAACCCGACGCCGCUGGGAGAGGGCAAGUCCACCACCACCAUCGGGCUUUCGCAGGCGCUCGGCGCGCACCUCGGUCAGCAGGUGAUGACUUGCAUUCGGCAGCCGAGCAUGGGGCCCACCUUCGGCAUCAAGGGCGGCGCGGCCGGCGGCGGGUAUGCGCAGUGCGCGCCGAUGGAGGAAUUCAACCUGCACAUGACCGGCGACAUCCACGCGAUCACCGCCGCCAACAACCUCUUCGCCGCCGCGAUCGACACGCGCUACUUGCACGAGCAGACGGCCUCCACCAACUUCCUCUGGCUCGACAUCGACCCGGACUCGAUCACGUGGAAGCGCGAGCGGCUCGGGCUAGUCGCCAAGGGCGCCGCCAACAUGCUCGCGCACAUUCAGAACGUGCGCAAGCACGGCGUGCAGGUUGUCGUCGCCAUCAACCGCUUCCACACCGACACCGACGCUGAGGUGGAGACGGGCGGUGCGUUCGACGCCGUCGCCGCCGACCAUUUUGCGAAGGGUGGCGCCGGCGCCGUCGAGCUUGGCCGCGCCGUGAUGGCCGCGUGCGCCGCCACGUCGCCUCGAGAGUUCCGGCACAUCUACGACGCAAAGGCGCAGGGCGUUAAGGACAAGAUCGAGACGAUCGUGCGCGAGGUCUACGGCGGCGCGGGCGCAAAGUACAGCCCGGCGGCGGAGGCGCGCAUCGCGAGGUAUGAGGCGGACCCGGCGUUGCGCUCGCUGCCGAUAUGCAUGUCCAAGACGCAGUACUCGCUCUCCGACGACCCCAAGGCGCUCGGCGCGCCCAGCGGCUUCACGGUCACUGUGAAGGAUGCCUACGUCUCGGCCGGGGCCGGCUUCAUCGUCGUCUCGCUCGGCACAAUCUCCUUCAUCCCCGGCCUUCCCGUCAAGCCCGCCUACUACAAGAUCGAUGUCGACCUCUCGUCGGGCAGCCCUCGGGUGGUCGGCCUCUCUUAGCCGGUUAGCCGGCCGGCCUCGCUUUGACGCGGCGCGCUGAGCUCACCGUGCGCGCUCCUGCUGGCGGCGAAGGCAUGGGUGGGCUUCCAUGCGGAAUCACACGCGCGCGGCGGCAAGUAGCGCUCCACCUGUGUGCAGCGGAGACCCGCGGCGCCGGCGGAUCCCCGUGUCUUCCCCUUCCGCACCAGGCGCGCGCGGAGCGGUGGGGGAGGACGCCCUGGCGGAAAUUUUUGUUUUCACGUUUCGUUUCACGUUCAUGUGGCCU